Molecule: messenger RNA, 1093 nt
Organism: Prorocentrum cordatum
Lineage: Eukaryota; Dinophyceae; Prorocentrales; Prorocentraceae
Source: the annotation of a GenBank genome assembly
AGCCACUUCGGCUCAGGCCACUGGGGCUCACAGAGCGGCCGUGCCGCGCCCUCCUCGGCCGCGCCCGCGGAGACCCCUCGCCGCAAAAAUGGGGAAGGCCGGCGCCAAGAAGAAGCUCCCCAACGCGCCCCUGGGAGAGAAGAAGAAGAAGGCCGCCAAGAACCCGUUGUUCGAGAAGGCCCCGCGUAACUUCAGGCUCGGCGGUGACAUCCAGCCGAAGAGGAAUCUCAACCGCUUCGUGAGGUGGCCCAAGUUCGUACGCCUGCAGCGCAUGAAGCGGGUCAUGCUCAUGCGGCUCAAGGUCCCGCCUGCCAUCAACCAGUUCAAUCUGGCCAUUGACAAGAACCAGGCCGCGCAGCUGUUCAAGUUGAUGAAGAAGUACAUGCCUGAGACCGCCGAGGAGAAGAAGGCCAGGCUAAUGGAGAUGGCCCAGCAGAAGAAGGACGGCCAGGAGGUGAAGACAAAGAAGCCCCAGGUCAUCAAGUACGGGCUGAACCACGUCACGACCCUGAUCUCGAAAAAGAAACAAUGCCAUGCACACAACAAAUCUUUCGUUUAUGUUCAUGCAUUUUUAUCUUCUUCGGUGGUCGAGCAGAAGCAAGCCAAGCUGGUGGCGAUCGCGCACGACGUGGACCCCAUCGAGAUGGUCGUCUGGCUCCCCGCGCUCUGCCGCAAAAAGGAGGUUCCGUACUGCAUCGUCAAAGGCAAGAGCAGGUUGGGGCAGCUCGUGCACAAAAAGGCCGCCGCGGUCGUGGCGUUGACCUCGGUCAACAACGAGGACAAGAAGGAGCUGGAGACCCUGGCUGGCAACUUCAAGGGCCAGUUCAACGACAACGCGGAGCACCGCCGCAGGUGGGGCGGCGGCAUCAUGGGCAUCAAGUCCCAGCACGUCAUGCAGCGCCGCGAGAAGGCCAUUCAGAUGGAGCAGGCCAAGAAGCUCGGGUUGCAGAUUGCCUGAGCAGUCGGGGCGGCGUGCGAGCGUGUCGCCGGUUGGACGGGCUCCUCGAGUUCUGCGCGGCAGUCGUGGCUCUUCCUCUUCCUCACACCCUCCCCUUCGCAAAUGAUCCAUCCAUCCUUCGAGCCACCCAGCUGC